Messenger RNA from Arvicanthis niloticus (Nile rat), 3687 nucleotides. NCBI's taxonomy places the organism in Eukaryota, Metazoa, Chordata, Mammalia, Rodentia, Muridae. The record is from RefSeq and is a predicted model, not a curated record.
GCUGAAGCGGCGGAGGUGUGUAGCGGAGCUGGCCUGGACAGACGCGGGCCGAAGCACCUAGCUCAGCGGCGGCGGCUCCGGGGUGGGGGCGCCAGCGGCGAAGCCCCCUCCCCGGGGAGGCGGGGCCGGGCCGGCGCCUGGGAACCAUGCAUCAGAAGCUGCUGAAGAGUGCGCACUAUAUCGAGCUGGGCAGCUACCAGUACUGGCCGGUCCUGGUGCCCCGCGGCAUCCGCCUCUACACCUAUGAACAGAUCCCGGUGUCCCUCAAAGACAACCCGUACAUCACCGACGGCUACCGGGCCUACCUCCCCUCCAGACUGUGUAUCAAAAGUUUGUUUAUUCUAUCCAAUGAAACGGUAAACAUCUGGAGUCACUUGCUGGGAUUUUUUCUCUUCUUCACCCUGGGGAUAUAUGACAUGACAUCCGUGCUGCCCUCGGCCAGCGCAUCCAGAGAAGACUUUGUGAUUUGCUCUAUUUGUCUUUUCUGCUUCCAGGUCUGCAUGCUUUGCUCAGUGGGCUACCAUCUUUUUUCCUGUCAUCGGUCAGAAAAAACUUGUCGGAGAUGGAUGGCCUUGGAUUAUGCAGGGAUUUCUAUUGGAAUACUGGGCUGCUAUGUCUCGGGAGUAUUUUAUGCAUUUUAUUGCAAUAACUACUGGCGUCAAGUGUACCUGAUCACUGUGCUUGCAAUGAUCCUGGCAGUGUUCUUCGCACAGAUCCAUCCCAGUUACCUCACACAGCAGUGGCAGAGGCUCCGCCCCAUCAUCUUCUGUUCUGUUUCGGGAUAUGGAGUGAUCCCUACUCUUCACUGGGUUUGGCUCAAUGGAGGAAUCAGUGCUCCUAUAGUACAGGACUUCGCACCCCGAGUAAUUGUGAUGUACGUGAUUGCUCUUCUUGCUUUCCUGUUCUACAUUUCCAAAGUCCCAGAACGGUACUUUCCAGGACAACUAAACUACCUCGGAUCAAGCCACCAGAUCUGGCAUGUCCUUGCAGUAGUGAUGCUGUAUUGGUGGCAUCAGUCGACAGUGUAUGUCAUGCAGUACAGACACAGCAAGCCUUGCCCUGACUAUGUUUCCCACCUGUGACUCCAGGUAUGGCCCCUGGUGUAUCCAGUCAUUCAGUAUAUACACUGGGGAAUUUUAGACCCCAUUUUUUCUAAGGUCCCCCCCACACACUUUUUUUUUUUACUUGUUUAAUGAGUCAUAAUGCUUUGUAAAAAUGGAAAAAUUAACUUGGAUCUAUAGCGAGAACUGUGCUUGACCCUUGCAGCAGUGGUUCGCUGUGGGUACAGACAGUGAAAGUUAAAUGUGUUUUGAGUAGCAGCAGUGGGUCAUGAAAUGACUCUACGUUCUGUGUAACACCAACCUCAUUCAUUAGGAAGGGCUUCCGUCUGUAAACAACGGGGGCAUCCUACAUGACAACUCUCGGAGGAGACAGUGUCAUUAAAUGAUCAGAUUUAAGUGCCUCUUCAAGGCCACGGUUGCUCCAUCCUGUGCUGCUCCAGACUAAGCAGGGCAGCUGAAUCAUCACAGUCUGUGAGAAACUGGCACCUGACUUACUGCCCUUAGCCAGGUUCUCCUCUCCUUAGAACAUUUAGGGUUUUGAUUUUGUUUUGUUUUUGUUGUGAUAGUUCUUUGUUUGUUUUUAUAUUGCUAGCAAAAAAAUUAAUUAUGCCUUUAAGAAAGGUGGCGAGAUGAGAAACAAUGUGUACUGCUGCUUUUAAGAAAGGAUAUUAGAUUGGAAACCAGGGGCAUGACUGAGCAACACACUGAUAGCCCAGCCCUCAGCUACCUAAUUUUACUAUUUAAUUCCAUAUUAUAAUUGGAUUCUUGACACUGAAUUUUGAUCCCAGUUUUCCAAAAGAACGUUCAUCUCUAACUCUGUCAUCCUACAUUUCCUGGGUUCCAAACUACAUGGGUGCUACCUUGAAGGCCAUUCAAUCUGGGUGGCCCUUACUUGACCAUGAAGUGAACCUUGAGCCUCAGAACAUGGCCGAUGGCUCAUCUGGUCAUGGGGAGAUUUUUCACUGGCUCCCAUCCUGCUUACUCUGUUCCGACAUUUCACUGACAACUUAAGAAGUAUGUAUAAACACCAUGUACAACUGAGAGCUGAGGCGCUGGCCUUGUUUACACUCGGUAGCUCUCACUGCCCUGUCAGAUAGUGUGACUCUUAUUCUUUCUAAAUUCUAAGUUAAAUCAUUCAAAGUAUUCAUGAAAACUUCUGUUGUCCACCAAAAUACAAAGUAUCACCUAAGUUUCCUAAUAAGUUGACAAGCUGUUUCAAAUACUGGUAUAUUUACAAAAAUGGAAUUAACUAAUGGAUCAUAAAAAUCUGUCUGGUCACUGAUGUUUACUCCUAAAUGCACUUUCUAUGUCCAGUGCUAAGAAAGUAGAUGUGCCUCUGCAGAGGGUUUCUUUCUAGUCCAGUGGUUUUGGAAUUUAAAUUUCCCAUGCUGGAAUGUUAGCAGGAAUUUUUCCCAGUGUUCUCUGUGAAGGACACCACUUCAUUGCCAUUGUUACGAUGGAACACUAUUUUGAAAGUGGCUGUUGUACCUUAGGGUCACAAAUUCAACUCAUAUGAUCAAUUUUAGAUGACCUGAAUAUAACAAAAGUAGGAUAUAUUUUUUUCAGAAAAUAGACUUUAUUGGCCAGUGUUGUUCUUAAAUACACAUUUUAUCCUUUUGGCCAGAAGAAAUAUACUAAAUAGUUAUAAAGUAAAAACUGAGAGUAAAAUUUGGUAAUUUUAGAUAUGGAACCAUUUUUAUUAUGAAUUCUUCUAAAAAAAAAUACUGAGUCUUUUUUAAGUUUCUUUUUUUUGUCUUUUUUCAGACAAGCUCCCACUCUGUAACCCUGGAACUUGCUCUAUAGACCAGGCUGGCCCAUUGUCAGAGAGCCACCUGCCUCUCCCUUCCCAAUAUUGGGAUUAAAGGUGUGUGCCAUCAUGCCCAGCCAUAUAAGUUUUACUUUAAAGCUUAAAAUGCCUGGUUUCUUUUUGUACAUGAAUUCUGUAAUAACUGCUGUAUGUAUAAUACACAUAAAAAGAGCAUACUUUGUUCUCAAGCAGCAGUUCUUUACAUUCAAGACCUAAGUCUAACUGUAGGGACAGUUAUUCCAUGUUCUCUGAAAUGUUCAGUGUUAUAAAAAACAAAAAGCAAACAACCAUGUUCUUACCUACCUUUAUAAUGUAUUUAUUAUAAAGGAAUGACUGUGGAUUGCUGUCAACUCUAACCACUUCUGUAUGUCAGCAUUUAUUGACCAUCUACUGUGUGCAUAGCACUACUGAUAAAAAAAAUUUAGUUAUUCACAUUAAAGAAUAUUUGACAAUUGCUUAGAAAGCUUUUGUAAAAGCUGAGCUUUGUAAUAAUGUAUAUUUAGUUUUGUUUUUAUUAGUUUAUUAAAAUAAGUUGAAAAUUGUAUUUCCAGCUACAGUAUUUUUAAAGUUAGUCCUACUAGCUUAUACAAACUAUAAAAGCUAAGACUUUGAAAGUACUGUUUUUAACUAUCUGUGACUGUUUUAAAUUAUAACAAUUUAUAAAGAUGCAGUUAACUCACUUAAUAAACAAUCAUCUUCCUCUAUAAAGCCAUUUUCCCACAGCAAGACACUGUUCAUCUUUGUAGCUUAUACUAAGUGCAGCUAAGUAGCUGCAUGGCAAAGUGUGCAUAUGUAAAUAAAUACGGUUUACUAAAUGAG